Molecule: messenger RNA, 498 nt
Organism: Marasmius oreades (fairy-ring Marasmius)
Lineage: Eukaryota; Fungi; Basidiomycota; Agaricomycetes; Agaricales; Marasmiaceae
Exons: 1
Coding region: 1-498 (165 amino acids)
Biological process (GO): protein phosphorylation
Molecular function (GO): protein kinase activity; ATP binding
Source: RefSeq, a predicted model, not a curated record
AUGGUCUGCAAAGUGGCAGGAACGAGAAUAUACAUCAUCGCUCGCCAGCUUUGCGAAGCUAUCCGAUUUCUACACUCCAACAACCUCUAUCACCUCGACAUCAAGCCGCAGAACCUGGCCAUCGACCACUACACCUCGGAUCUCACCGUGAUAGACCUAGGCUGGGUGAUGUAUGCACCGCCGCCUUGUGUCAUUGAAGGAGCGGCGGGUACUUCUGGGCUUGUCGCACCGGAGGUACAGCGUUGGUUUGAUUGGGAAGAACUUGAAACGGAAGACGAAGACCCGCCUCCGUUCUAUAAUCCCCAGAAAGCUGACACUUGGGCGAUAGGGAACGUGAUCCGCAUUUUAUUGGAUAAGGCAGAUGGAUAUGUUGAUCGAUAUCAUUUGCUAGAAUGCUUCAGUGAGUGGAUGAUGGAACAAAUGCCUUCUAUGGACACCGCGCUGGAGAAACUUGAGGGUCUUUUUUGCUCUCCAAACUCCAAUGCCACACAUAGUUAA